Messenger RNA from Eremomyces bilateralis CBS 781.70, 1185 nucleotides. RefSeq names its product abhydrolase domain-containing protein. The transcript is spliced from 6 exons. Gene Ontology annotation, cellular component: mitochondrion. The record is from RefSeq and is a predicted model, not a curated record. NCBI's taxonomy places the organism in Eukaryota, Fungi, Ascomycota, Dothideomycetes, Eremomycetales, Eremomycetaceae. The coding region runs from base 226 to 1140 and encodes 304 amino acids.
CUGAUGGCAUGGCCGGAUCGCUCGUCCAUAAUAGUCACAAAUUAGGAUCCCACUGGCGCCACUAAUAGGCUCUCCACUCCCCUGUUCGGGCUGUCCCACACUGGUGUCUCCAUGUUUGAAGACCUUGCGUCAUAAGUCAUAAGAGCCAGCGGUUUCAUCAACAGCGUUACUAUUAUAUUCCUUUAAUAUUCUUCGUGGUCAUUAGGAGUGAGUUGGCGAGGCGAGAUGCUGCUGAUACAGAGGACACCGCCGGGUAUAUUCCACCAUCCCGCUACACGCCUGAUCUCGAGGCGGGCGUUCACUUCGUCUCGGGUGGUCCGUCGACUGGCCCUUUCCUAUGACCUGCAUGAGCCCAGCCCGAAGCAAGAUGGCGAGCAAUUGGGCGCCCCAAUUGUAUUCCUACACGGUCUGUUCGGGUCGAAGCAAAACAAUCGGAGCAUGAGCAAAGCCCUUGCGCGGGAUCUGCGGAGGCCAGUCUACGCGGUCGAUCUCAGGAAUCAUGGUGACUCUCCUCAUGAUCCGACGCAUGACUACCUCCAUCUUGCAAACGAUGUCGAGACGUUCCUCGAGUAUCACAAGCUCACCGAACCAACCCUAAUUGGGCACUCCAUGGGUGCUAAAGUCGCCAUGACCGUGGCCCUUCGCUCCCCGCCCAAAGUAGCGAAUCUCAUCGCUGUUGACAACGCUCCAGUGGAUGCGGCAUUGAAGAGUGAUUUCGGUGGUUACAUCCGCGGAAUGCGGCAGAUCGAAGAAAAGGGAGCAAAGAGACAAAGCGAUGCGGAUGAGAUCCUCAAGUCGUAUGCACCGGAGCUUCCCAUCCGGCAGUUUCUGCUGACCAACUUGACCCGACCCCAGGGCUCCGAAUACCUGAAGUUCCGGAUCCCGGUCAAAUAUCUCGCGGACGCGUUGGAUAAGAUGGCCGAUUUCCCGUUCAAAGACCCCGAACAAGUGCGGUUUGCAAAGCCGGCGUUGUUCGUGAGGGGCACGAAAAGUCAUUACAUGGCCGACGAGACGUUGCCGGUCAUCGGGCGGUUUUUCCCGCUAUUUCAGGUGGUGGAUGUGGAGGGUGGGCAUUGGGUGAUUAGUGAGAACCCAGAGGCAUUCAAGACGGCCGUGGUCGAGUUCUUGCAACAGGAAUGAUUUGUUCCCAGGUCGAUGGGCUCACUGGCGCCAGCGGAGUCCUGC